AUGAACUGGGGGUUCUUCGAGGGGCUCCUGAGUGGGGUCAACAAGUACUCCACAGCCUUUGGGCGCAUCUGGCUGUCUCUGGUCUUCAUCUUCCGUGUGAUGGUGUACCUCGUGACGGUCGAGCAUGUGUGGAGCGAUGACCACAAGGAUUUUGACUGUAACACCCGCCAGCCCGGCUGCUCCAAUGUCUGCUUCGACGAGUUCUUCCCCGUGUCCCACGUGCGCCUGUGGGCCCUGCAGCUCAUCCUGGUCAUGUGCCCCUCGCUGCUGGUGGUCAUGCACGUGGCCUAUCGUGAGGCUCGGGAGAGGAAGCAUCGAGAGGCAGUGGGGGAGGGCAGUGCACGCCUCUACCUGGACCCCAGCAAGAAGAGGGGUGGGCUCUGGUGGACAUACGUCUUUAGCCUGGUGUUCAAGGCUGGCGUGGAUGCCGCCUUCCUCUACGUGUUCCAUUCAUUCUACCCUAAAUAUACCCUCCCUCCUGUGGUCAAGUGCCAUGUGGCUCCAUGUCCCAAUGUUGUGGACUGUUUCAUCUCCAAGCCGUCGGAGAAGAACAUCUUCACACUCUUCAUGGUGGUCACAGCUGCCAUCUGCAUCCUGCUCAACCUGGUGGAGCUGGCCUACCUGGUGAGCAAGAGGUGCCGCGAGUAUCUGGUGGCCAGGAGAGCCCGGGCCCCACACAAGCGGCAUCCCUCAGACUUUGCCACCUCAUCCUGCAAGCAAAACAACCUCCUCUUGGAUGACAUCAUCUUUCUGGGCUCAGACACUCACCCUCCUCUCUUACCAGACCACCCUCAGGACCACAUGAAGAAAACCGUUCUGUGA
Messenger RNA from Trichechus manatus latirostris (Florida manatee), 822 nucleotides. Its product is annotated as gap junction beta-5 protein. NCBI's taxonomy places the organism in Eukaryota, Metazoa, Chordata, Mammalia, Sirenia, Trichechidae. Gene Ontology annotation, molecular function: gap junction channel activity. Gene Ontology annotation, biological process: cell-cell signaling. The record is from RefSeq and is a predicted model, not a curated record. The transcript has a single exon. The coding region runs from base 1 to 822 and encodes 273 amino acids. Gene Ontology annotation, cellular component: connexin complex.